AAAGUUGCGCGACUCAGCUGUUCUCAAAAGUAAACAACCUCUGGACAAAACUUUCUUUAAAGUAACUAAAUAAUACAAACUGAAAGUAGUUAAAAAUUGCGACUUGAAACUAGAAUUUCCAUUCUUAAUCUAUUACCAAUGUGAACAAAGUAUUUUUACCAGCGAUAGCCAUAUUAUCCCAAAUUAUGGAUCGUUGUCCUGGCCAAUAUUGCGGUCGCACUUUGUAUAACAAUGGUAGCUGGUCUGAUUGCGGCGCCUGUGAGCGAGGCUACCGUGUAAAUGAGUCCUUCAUAUGUGCGCUCUGUCGCGAUGAAUUAAACACCUAUUCUUGGCUGUAUUUAGGAUUUAUGGCUAUGCUGCCGCUAAUGCUGCACUGCUUCUUUAUCGAUCUACAUGCGAAAGAUCGCAAAUUCUCACGCAAGCAAUUGAUACUCACCGCCUGCGCUUUUAUCGAGGUAGCAGUUUCGGCAAUGCUUGCCAUCUUACUCAUGGAACCGAUGUGGGAAUUUCGUUUGCAUUCUUGUGGCGUGCGCAAAUUUAAUGAUUGGUAUACUUUAUUUUACAAUCCAAGUCCAAACUACGAGACUCGUUUACAUUGUACACAGGAAGCAGUGUAUCCACUUCAGACGAUUGUACUCGUAUUCUAUUUCCUAUGCUUAGCAAUUAUGUUUCUUAUCCGCCCAAUUGUGAGCGCCAUUACUGAUGUUCGUGGAAAAGCACCAAUUUACGCUGCGCUUUACUUUCUGCCGCUAUUGACCUCUAUUCAUGCUCUAGCUUGCGGUCUCAUAUACUGGUUUUUCCCGUAUUUGAGCAUUGGAAUUUCUAUGAUAACAAAUGCAAUACAUUACUCAGUAAAAUUGGACCAAUCCUUUAAGGCGUUGAUACGCUCGUCAUUAUUGGAAGUUAAAAAUUUCGUGAUAAUUUCUGUACAUUGGCUUUUGCUGGCCUAUGGAAUCAUCGCGCUAGGACACCAUUAUGCGUUCUUAUGCGUUAUACCAUUCCCUUCAAUUUUUUAUAUUCUCACAGUACGGUUCACGGACCCAGCCGAGUUUCGUGAGGUUGAAGUACGGCAAAACUAGUAUUAGAAAAGUUCGUUUAGUAAUUGUAAACAUUUGUGUUAACUCGUACUCAUGUUUUUCUUCGAAAAUGUAAAUGUCAAAUAUAUCGCAUAAAAAUACCAUAAACUAUUGGAAAACCUCAAUAAAUAAAUACCAAUAUAAUAUUUAAAAAACA
Messenger RNA from Anastrepha obliqua, 1233 nucleotides. RefSeq names its product JNK1/MAPK8-associated membrane protein. Gene Ontology annotation, biological process: response to unfolded protein. NCBI's taxonomy places the organism in Eukaryota, Metazoa, Arthropoda, Insecta, Diptera, Tephritidae. The record is from RefSeq and is a predicted model, not a curated record. Gene Ontology annotation, cellular component: membrane. The transcript is spliced from 5 exons. Gene Ontology annotation, molecular function: ubiquitin protein ligase binding. Bases 186 to 1079 code for a protein of 297 amino acids.